This is a messenger RNA of Tachysurus fulvidraco (yellow catfish), 3308 nucleotides long. RefSeq names its product potassium intermediate/small conductance calcium-activated channel, subfamily N, member 4 (gene kcnn4). The transcript is spliced from 9 exons. NCBI's taxonomy places the organism in Eukaryota, Metazoa, Chordata, Actinopteri, Siluriformes, Bagridae. Gene Ontology annotation, biological process: potassium ion transmembrane transport. Gene Ontology annotation, cellular component: plasma membrane; neuron projection; neuronal cell body. Gene Ontology annotation, molecular function: intermediate conductance calcium-activated potassium channel activity; small conductance calcium-activated potassium channel activity; calmodulin binding. The record is from RefSeq and is a predicted model, not a curated record. Bases 502 to 1956 code for a protein of 484 amino acids.
UAGCAUUGAGCACCGUCAAGCGACAAGACUCCAACCAGACGUAGGGCUUUCGGAUGGAUCAGGCAGGUCCAGAGAGAAGAGGCAGUCACACUGGAAACAGAACACCGGUACCUUUUUUACGCACCUUAGAUCAGAGUAUGAAAUAAUAAGUUUCUAUACUUUAUAGCCUUGUUUAUCUAAUUUGUCAGUUUUAUAAGCAGACUUAAAGCUUAUCCCAAAAUGUUACUAACUUUAAGGGACCGGGUUAAUGCAUAAAAUACCUUUUGGUAUUGGUGGGUUAUUCUAUAUGUCCAACAGGGAGCCGUUUGGGAUUCAUAUAUAUAUAUUCACAUAUAGUGAAGUGCUCAAGGGAAGCUCAGGUGAGCGCAAAGUUUGCGCUAGAGUUAAUGUGCGUCUCAUCCAUGUCAAGUUUGGCACUCGAAUGCGCUCGAAUGUGUGAAAAAGAGACCGGACAACGGUAAAUUAGGACUGUGAAGAGACAUCGUAGUUACGUGCUAGUAUAUGUUUUGGGUUUUUUUCGUUAUGGAAAUGAGCGUGCGUAACUCGCUCCCUGAUGGUAAAGCGGACGGGCUCGGAGACCGUACCGGCCAUGCGACGGACAUCAAGGUGACGCUCUCGCACCGAGGCAAGCAGAUAAAGUCGAUCAGUGUUGACAGUUUGUACUCACUUAAAGAGAGAACGUUGCUGCUGGAGGACAAGCAGCGCCUUUGCGCCUGUGCGCUCGGAGCCGCUCUUCUCGGCGUCCUGCUCAUGAUUCUGCACGUCGAGCUCUGUCCAGCCGUGUACCUGCCGGGGUCCAUCUAUGCCCUCUGUAUAAACUGCCUCAUCAGCUUCUCCACUGGCUGUCUGCUAAUCCUUAUCAUCGCCUUCCAUUAUAAAGACGUCCGGCUCUUCAUCAUAGACCACAACCAGGUGGAUUGGCGUAUUGCCAUGACCACCAACCGUGUGCUCUGCAUUUCUCUGGAGUUAUUGGUCUGUUCCCUCCACCCAGUGGGCAUCUACUUGGGUCCCUUAACUUCAGGGGCAAACUCUUCCUCCUCCACUCCCCCCCCAGUUACGACACCGCUGUGCCUCUGCAGCAGUCCCAUGGAGACAUGGCUGGAGUUGGAGCUAGUGCUAUCAGCACUGAUGUUCUUGCGCCUGUACCUGGUGCACCGGGCCAUUCUGCUUCACAGCAAGGUGCUGCUGAGUGCCUCAUAUAGGAGCAUUGGCUCACUUAACAACAUCAACUUCACUUUCCGCUUCGUUCUCAAGGUACUCAUGAACAAGUAUCCGGCACGCACACUCCUGGUUUUUAUCAUGCUCUUCUGGUUUACCUCUGCCUGGAUGCUACGGCUGUGUGAAAGGCAGGCCCAGGUGGAGACAGGUGGUAUGGGUACAGCUCUCUGGCUCAUCGCUAUCACCUUCCUAACAGUAGGUUAUGGAGACGUGUCUCCCACAACUACCUGUGGCAAAGUGGUCUGCCUCUUCGCAGGCGUCAUGGGUGUAGCGUGCACUGCCAUGUUAGUUGCAGUAGUUACGAAGAAGCUGGCACUGAAUAAAGGAGAGAAACAUGUUCACUUCUUCAUGAUGGAUAUCCAGAUCUCUAAAGAGAUUCGCAAUGCUGCUGCUAAUGUGCUGAGGGAAUGCUGGCUUCUCCAUCGCACCAUACAGGCCAGGGACAAGCACAGCGAGCACCGACGACACCAGAGAUGUCUUCUGGAGGCCAUUCGUAUAUUCCGUCACCUACGGCUGAAGCAGAGAAAGCUGAGGGACUACACAAGUGAGAUGGUGGACCUCUCCAAGAUGCAGAUGAUAAUGUGUGACCUGAGUGCUAACUGGAACAACUCAUACCGAGAGCUUGAGCAGCGUAUCAUCUCUAUGGAGCAGAAGCUGGAUGAGUUGGGCCAGUCAUUUCAGUGCACAUCCGAGCUCCUGAGCAAAGCACUGCAGCACCGACACCUUGUCCACAGGUGACGUGUGGCAUAUCGUUCCUCCGAAACAAUACAGCGGAGGCUCAGAUCAAAACUGCACAAAACUACUUGGAUCAGCAUAAACGGAGGACAUGUGAUUACUUUUUCAACAGACCUCCAGGGAGCAGUUGCUGCACGGACGUCUUUUUUGCAAAUGGGAAGAUUACCGCUCUUGGAUAUGGAAUUAGGACGAAAAUCAAAUGUAUUUAUGACAAUAUUUAUAUGUAUCUAUAUCUGCAGCACUGUGGUUCGGUGUUUGAUGCUUUUCAGGUUUAGUGAAAAUGUUUUCCUUUUUAAAUUCCAUAGUGCUUUAAAAGACAAAGUGAUCUUAAAGCUUUUUGAGCCCAUUUAAGACCAAGAACUUUAUUUUUAGCAUCAAAUAUCAUAAAUAGAUUUUUGCCCAGCUGUGUUUAUUCUUCAGGAUGUAGUAUUAUUAAUACUGAGCAUAAUGUAUUUGAUACCAAUCUUGAUAUGAAUCUGGUAUCCUGUUGUAAUGCCACACAUUUCCUUCAAUGUACCAAUGUUACACUUGUGGGUUGAACUCAACAUUUGGCAUAAAACCAAAUUUUAAAAAUGAUCAGCUUCUGAAAGGUAGUAAGCAUGAUUUAGGAUGCAGUCUGUAUUUCCGUUGUUAAGGAAAUCUAGUGGCUCCUUCCAAGACGAUCCCAAAUGGGGAAAAAAAUUAUAAAACAGCAUUUUUUAAAUUUUAUUUUAGCUAACCGUCUAAACCACACAUUUGGCGUCUUAUAAUAUUGGCAUGUUUACUGAAUCUUAGGUCUAUUUUUGACAGUACUAGCAUCUUCUAGAAAUUCAGCAUGCCAGAUCAAGUUCAAAUUGUUGAUGCCACCAUAUUAAUGUAAGCGGUCAAAUUGUAAGGGAAAAAAACGGUGCCAAACAUAGCUAGGGUACUUUUGUGACCUUGUCUAAAAUGUACCUUAAAGUAGUUAUAUAUCUCAUUAUAAUUGAAAUACUCGAAUUUGGUGUCACAGUUACAGGCUUGGAGUUUAAUUAGUUAUGUGGGCUCUUGUGGGUGUUCUCAUUAUUUUCUGAAGAGCAGCCGAAAGCCAAUACAGAAGAUCCGACAGCAUCAGAGGUAAUAGUCUGUUUAAUUUCUCAUGAAUUAGUUGUAAUUAGACAUGUAAAGAAGGAAUGUAAAUCUGUUCAUUCUUUUACUCUGCACUAGUCAAACAAAGUGCUUCGAACUAACAUAUCAAAGCAGUCGGAUGAAUUAAAAGCCAGUGUAAGAAAUUCUUAAGAAAUUAAGAAUGACAUUUUUUUGGCUCCCAAGAUAAAAAUAAUAAAAAGACAAUGUUGUAUCUGCAGUACGACUUUCAAUAAACAGAUGUUUUAAUUCAA